AUGGCGUCUCCGUCAGGCAGCACCAAGCAGAAAACCAGCGAAACGCUGAGCACGGCUAAAGCCGGAACUUCACCGGGCGAAACCGCCGCGGGCCCCUCUACGAAGCCUGAGCCAAAGCGCUCAUCGGCAGUGAAAUCCUCCGAUACGAAACGCAAAAGUGUCUUGGCAAAGCCUGCCCCGAAUGAGUCUAAGAACUCUGGGCCUAAAAAGAAGGGCAAAAAGCCUGAAGAAAAGGAGGACUUCACGGAUUUACGAGGAAGACUUGACAAAUUGGAAUCCUUAAUGGAGAGAAUGGUGGAUUUUUUGCCUUGUCAAUCUGCAACUCGCCCCACAGGGGAUACACCACCGACAGCAUGUACAGCUGCGACGAACGUGAGAUUUCUUCAAGUUGAACAUGAUGAUGAUGAUUUUGAGCAUAUUGACACUGGAAACAUGGGCCAAUGCCCUACGUCAUAUGACAUUGGCAGCAUGGAUGAGGGUGAUGUCAACGAAACUGUUGCACCAGGUUUAGACCAGGAGAAUGAGGACAAACUAGAGGAAAAUGUGUUGGAGGAAGCUGGAGGGAAAUACCCUCCUCCAAGCAAUUGUACUCCACUGUGUUGCCCCAAAGUGAAUGCAGCAAUAUGGGAAAACCUAUCCUCGCACACGAGAAGCCGUGAUUUGAAACUGCAAAGAAUCCAAAAGCCUUUGACAAGGGGACUCACAGCUUUUAUUCAAACUCUGUCCCCCGAUAGCCUAUCUGAGACACAACAGGAUGCAUUGGCAUUGCUGUGUAACACAAACUUUGAAAUCAACUGCUUACGCAAAGAUCAGAUUAAGCCAGACUUAAAUGCCAAGUACUCACAUCUAUGCAAACCUGCCACACCAGUGAGUCAGUACUUAUUUGGCGAUGACUUAACAAAGAGAGUCAAAGAUCUUACAGAACAACAAAAAGCUGCAUCUGGCGUGGUGCGUGGACAACGUAUACACCCCGCCCCCAGUACCAUCCGUACAGGACGCAAGCGUCCAGCACUUUUCAAUACCGCAGACAAGGAUGGAACCGUGCCACCGGCACAUCACAAACUUUUCCAAGUAGCAGGCCCGCAAGUGGGAACUACAACAGGCCCUUUUUUAGGCCAGCGAACCCAACGAGGCAGACCAUAUAGAGCUCCGCCACACACCCAGACGAUGAGCAUGGAAAACAGACCCAAUCCUUCCAGCGGCCACAGGCAGCAAGGAGGAAAUAGCUACACCAUUACCCAAAGAGGUUAUGCGGCAACACUUUUAGAAUCGGGGACUAAGCAGAUGAACAGUGGAUAUCAUUACAGCUUCAUGGAGAGCAUCAACCUGCAAGCAGUACCAUUACCUCCAAGCCGAGGUGGAAACGGCACAAAUAAAACUUUUGAGGCUGAUAAAGCCGUCGAAUUUGAGAUCAAGUCCGUGACAGGCGACAAGACAGUGAGCGUUGCCUUUGCUAAACCCUUUGCAGUCGGAGUGACCGCCCUCACCACUAUCUACGAUCCGGGUGUCAGUGCUAAGGAGAAUAACAACGUUGUUGAAGGCGUUGGUGAUCAUACCGAUACGAAGCUUGUCAUCAAUUCCAUUGUCCUCGACAUCGUCCUCGUCGACGAGCACGGAGUACAGAUCGUUCUCGGUAAAGAUGAAGAAAUACUCCUGACAUUCGCGUCCAGCGAACCGGGAGGAUUCAAGGAGAGAAUUUGCCGGUAUUAUGAUGAAGACGUGUCCAAAUGGUCUCGUUUUGGCUGCUACGUUCAAACCUCCAACACAAGUGUUGUCACUUGCGCGUGUAACCAUACCACCAGUUUCGCAGUGCUUCUACAGUUUGAGGAUUGUGCGAUUGACGGUGCCAACCUUCAGAUCCAGACUUUAAUGACUCGAAUCUUCAAUUCCAUCUCCAUCUUCGCCCUCUUCCUCUCCGUCAUCAUAUUCACCUAUCUCAAAUUGUACACCUCUGACCAGGUCAAAGUUCACAUCUGCCUUGCCAUCUCACUGGCCUUGGCCCAACUGGUGAUGCUGUUUAUGGGCCAGACCGAACAUAAGGGUAUCUGUCGGGCCAUAGCUGGUAUCAUGCACUAUUUGUUGACCGCUUACUGCAUCUCAAUGAUCCUUGAAGGGACACUGCUUCACCGCAAGGCCUCCCGGACUCACAAGGCCCCAGCCAAGGGUUGGGUGAUCUUACUCUGCGUUUGGGGCAUUCCAUGUGUGAUGAUAGCCGUAAUGAUGGGAAGUGUCAUUGAUGGCUAUGGUGGUGAAUGUGCCUGCUGGUUGAACGUGCAAUACGGAACCAUGUGGAUUUGGCUUGCAGAGGUGUGUCUUGUCGUAGCGGUUAACACCGUUCUCCUGUCUCUGAUCAUGCGCACAUUUAUCUCUCUCAAGGCGAACACAAAGAAGAGCGAAACUGACAGACUCAAGGCUACAGCUCGUGCUUUGUUGAUCAUGAUGCCUAUGCUGGGAAUGACUUGGAUGUUUGCUCUGCUACAAGCUUCGUUCAAAAAUGUCUUCUUGCAGUGGUUAUUCAUCCUACUCAACGCACUGCAAGGACCCGUGUUCUUCGUGUUUCAGUGCGUCAUGAAUCCAGAGGUGAGAUACAUUUAA
This is a messenger RNA of Strongylocentrotus purpuratus (purple sea urchin), 2595 nucleotides long. RefSeq lists its product as uncharacterized. Lineage: Eukaryota; Metazoa; Echinodermata; Echinoidea; Camarodonta; Strongylocentrotidae. Bases 1 to 2595 code for a protein of 864 amino acids. The transcript has 15 exons. Gene Ontology annotation, molecular function: G protein-coupled receptor activity. Gene Ontology annotation, cellular component: membrane. Gene Ontology annotation, biological process: cell surface receptor signaling pathway; G protein-coupled receptor signaling pathway. The record is from RefSeq and is a predicted model, not a curated record.